ACGGCAUUAACAGCUCCAGCAUCUUAAGCUCCAACAUGUCCCACGUGUCCGACAUCGAGGACGCUCUAUCGAUCGUGGAGUCUGCGGUAUCGGAACGGGCAAGUCGCUCUUCUUACCGGACAUGGACCAUCCCCAAGAUGAUUGCCGAGCUGGACAAGCGAGGAAUCCGCCAUUCGGCCACAGCCCGAAAGGCCGAAUUAUAUCACCUAUUGUUUCCCGAGCCAUCUACAGGGUCCACGGAGCAGAUCCCCAUGUCGACCAUACAGCUGUCACUAACGCAGCUACACGCCACCAUAAACAAUUUGUCCAGUUCCAUCUGUGACAUGAAUACCAGGCUCCAGGCAGUCGAAAGCAGGGACGCUUCACCUGCCGCACCCUCCAGUCCCGCCCCUGGUCCUUCCACUUCCCAGCCAUCUUCCUCAGGUAGGUUGUCUGGGCCGCCCGAAAUAGCCCCCUCCUUUUUCGUCCCCGAAAACCUGCGCAGGGACAUUCUCGCAGGCAAGGACGUGAACCUGGCUGCGGUCCUCAUCUCCACGCACGACACGGUGGAAAACCGGACCAUCGCUUGCGGGGACGUGUCCGUAGUCCUGAAGGCCAAAGACGCGAGGUUGAACAAAAAACUCUCCAUCCCAGAGUUCGUGCUCGCGUUCAGCCUCUACCGCGACAUCAUCUGCGCAGCACACCCAGCCAGAAGAGAGGAGCUGGACGCAUAUUUAUACAGGGUCACGGAGCUUGGGCACAAAUACGGAGGAUUUGCAUAUUACGACUAUCACCGGUCAUUUUCGGCGAAGGCAGCUGCAGCCCUCGCCCAGUUCCAGCAUAUUACCAACUGGGCCUCCCUCGACAUGGAGCUAUUCUGCAGACACUUUGCAGGUCUCAGGUCUCCUUUUUGCUCCUUCUGCCAGUCAGUCCUGCACGCCUCCGAUUGGUGCCCAAGCUCCCACGCCUCCCCCCUGCCAAAACAGCAGCCGAGCACUUCGGCCCCCCAGAAACCGGGUCCGCUCCUGGACAAAUUGGGUCGCCCCAUCGUGUACCUGGGAAAAAACCAGUUGUGCAACAACUUCAACUCCAGCUUCUGCAACUAUAGCAAAUGUCAUGCCUCAAGCCGACAGAAUCGGGAUUCCACCCCCGGACUUCGGCUCUCUGAUCCUGGACUAGACAGGCACCUAGUCAUGGCUCAUACUCUCAUCCGCAAGUCCCUGUCCGAAAACUCCACAAGGAACUACCAGUCGGGUUGGAAAGCUUUCGAGUCACGAUCUACAACUUCAGUGCUUGGAUAUCAACAAACAUUGCAGGACAAGGAGGUGGAUAUAGCAGUGGAAACAGCAAUUUCUAUAAGUGAAGAAGAACCAGUGAAGAUCAAGAGAAAGUCUACUGAACAGAAGACAGUAGCUAGAAGCUUUGAUAAGAUUUAA
This is a messenger RNA of Bufo gargarizans (Asiatic toad), 1415 nucleotides long. RefSeq lists its product as uncharacterized. The transcript has 4 exons. The record is from RefSeq and is a predicted model, not a curated record. The coding region runs from base 36 to 1415 and encodes 459 amino acids. NCBI's taxonomy places the organism in Eukaryota, Metazoa, Chordata, Amphibia, Anura, Bufonidae.